AUGUCGCCAACUCCGCAGUUCUCAGUUCCCAAAGUUGGGGGCAUUGUCAAUGUCAUUCCCGUCGGCCUUAAAGAAGCUGCGCUCGAUUCUCCCUCUUUCCGCUCUUCGGCCGUACAUUUCUGCGACCAACUUGACUACGUUGAGAAAUGGCUGGAAGGCUACGUCAAAGCUACCGGAAAGCUAACAUCGGAGGUGUCUUCAUUGGAAGCCAUCACGAGCUCUUUCAUAUCCUAUGCCAACUCUCCAUUGAAUGUUUCCGAAGCCGUGCUGGACCAUGACUAUGCUAUGCUUGCAAUGAAGAGAUACGGAGAAACCUCAAGAGGCCUGACUAACGUAAAGUGGUUACAGGAAACACGCCGUAUUCUUGACCAGACUCAGAAGCAGUACGAUCACCUGCAGUCCAGAUAUUCUUCCCAAACCAAAUCAAAAGAGCCAUCCUCUCUCCGAGAAGAUGCAUUUCAGCUCCACGAGGCAAGGAAAGCCUAUCUGAAGGCCUCUAUGGACUUCUGUAUACAAUAUCCACAGUUAAAGGUGACAUUAGAGAAGCUGCUUGUUCAAGUAUCCUUUGGUCAGUGGCGGGAGUUCAAAGUUGCACGCGAUAAUAGCAUGCUACUUUUUGCGAAGCAUGGUAAAGAGAUGGAUCGCAUCAAGGGCUGGACCCAUGAGAUGGAAAUAAGUGAAAAGUCCUCACGUCGUGAAAUCAUAGCGGCAAGGAAACAGAUCGAGGAUUCCGCCGAAUACGCCGCUCGGCCAUCUCGCGAAUUGGAGGAUUAUUCGGUUUCCACAGUUCCGUUUCUCGGUUCCCAAGGAGCUGCUUCCCUAAGCAAAAUGGCAAAGGACCAUAAAUUUUCGCCCGAAAAACAGGGCUGGCUUAGCCUAAGGAUACUCACGGGCAAGCCUACGAGGACUGUUUGGGCGCGACGCUGGGCGUUCUUGAAAAACGGGAUAUUUGGCUGUCUGGUGCAAGGUUCCCGAACCGGAGGGGUAGAAGAGAGCGAAAGAAUUGGCGUGCUCUUAUGCAGUAUCCGGCCAGCGUUUCAAGAAGAACGCCGAUUUUGUUUCGAAGUGAAGACAAAAAGCAACACUAUAAUGUUGCAGGCAGAAACACAGAAGGAGCUUACUGAGUGGAUUGGAUCGUUUGAGGCUGCGAAACGAAAGGCCCUGGAGAAUCCAAGCCAAGAAUUUCUUCCUUCAGCUAAAGUUCCCGCUCAGGAUCCAGCAUUUGCUAUAUCCCAGCCCCCAGCUCCAGAAUUUACCGCGGAUAUUUCUGAAUCGUUGACGCCCAAUGCUAACGAAGAGCAUACGGGGUCUGAACGGAGUGCCACAUUACCUGUUGACCGAGAUGGUUUGGGCGUUCGUAACAGCGGCGAUUUUACACACUCACGCCGUUCGACCGCUUUUGAUAGAGAGGGAGAUGGUGGCCGUGACCAUACUCCUAGGAUUAUACAAAAACUAGAUAUUAGGAAAGGAAAUUCGGCCUCUCAUACUGGGAGCGCGUCUCCCCAAUCAGGCUCUGGGAUUUCCAGUUUAAUAUCAGCGAGCCACCACUUGCUGCCUUCGAUGUCGACCAGCAAUGUCGAGACUGAAAGCAGCAAAAGUAAAUCCAUGGGUCCAACGCCCUUUCGCGACAUCCCUACGACUACCCUUGCUCCACCCACCCUUGUCAGCCCACCGAACCCAACAAACAUGAGUAGAGCUGCAGUAUCUGUUAGUGUUGAAAGAGGCAUUGGCGUCGGCCUCGCGGAUAGCACAGGAAAUGUGCCUAGCGGUAUGAUGGCGAAUCUAUGGGGAAGCUCAAACUGGGCAUUGGUCAACAAAUUAGAACGAGAGGCCUCGCAGAAACUGGCAAACGGGAUAGACGAAUAUAAGUCUUAUAACGGAUCGUCAAAUGAUCCUUCGACACCAACAGGCCAUUCUCCCGUCAGCCGUCACAGGCAAACAGUUAGCCUCGGGGGGGCCGAUGCCCUCCAACAAAAACCGCAGCCAAGGCAUCACGAGUAUCCCAAUUACUAUCCGUCUUUGUUAAAACCUCAGGAUGCCCAGUUUCGCCUUUUAUUUCCAGAAGUGGCUGGAGACGAACCUCUUGUUCUUGUAUUUCGAGCAACCUUCAGUCCCAAUGACCAGCACGAUUUCCCUGGGCGUGUAUACGCCACAACAAAAAGCCUUUAUUUUUAUAGCAGCUACUUCGGUUUGGUUUUAACAUCAUCUGCAAACUUGAGCAGCAUAACCGAGGUGACUGCUGCGUCUGGCAGGGAUUGUGACUUUCUAUACCUACAUAUAAUCCCCGAGAAGGGGAGCGAUAUUCCAGGCCGUCUGACGAUUAAAACCUUUUUAGAGCCUUUGAGAUUACUUCAACGACGGUUGAAUUUCCUCGUUAACAAUGCAACUUCAGAGGAGCCCGCUACCUUGGAAACCGUUCUCAAGACCCUUAUUAGGAUGGAGCAGGAAGGACCAACAAGAAAUCCAAGCAUGGAUAGUUGGGAAGACAUGUCUUUGAGUAAUUCCGCAGAGGGCUCGGGCGUCGGGAAGGCAGAGAAGUUAUUGAAGCCCGGAAUUUAUGUGGACAAAACUCUUGAAGUGGAUCAGGGUGACUCGAAGCAAUAUGUCGAUGCGCCUCGAUUUAGGCUACCUGCUCAACCAGUCGAAUACGUUCCGCAAGGUCGACUAUACCCCAGUGCAGAAAAGUACUUUGAUAUCAGCCCGAAAGCAUUAUUUCAUGUUCUUUUUGGAGAUAAAAGCCCAGUAUGGCAAUUCCUUCAACUCCAGAGACGGGCUCAAAAUAUCGAACAGAGCGUUUGGUCUAACGCGGAAUCGGCUCAUAUGAGGCGCCAUUUUGAGUAUCAGAUUGAGGUCGCAGACUUUUUCGGCCGUCCUCAUCUCACCCGUGUAUCUGAUUACCAGAUCGUGGACGUUCUCAAUGAUCAUCUGUGCUACGUUAUAACCGACAAACGCACCCCUUGGCAUCUUCCCUUUAAGGGGCAGUUUCAGCUCGUUGGCAAGGUUGUGAUAACACAUGUUGCAAAGUCAAGAUGCAAACUGGCUAUCUUCACAAAAGUUGAUUGGUUAUCCAAGCCUUAUCUAAUGCAAUCUAUUAUCGAGCGAGAAGCGAUGAAGGAUCUUGAACAGGAUGCCCUCGAUUUGAUCGACCUUGCUUCCGACCAAGUCAAGAAAUUGGGUCAUCAUCACAUAACCAAAAAGGCAGUGUCGAUGUUUGGAAAUAUUGGCCAGGAGACGCAAGCUUUCAAGCUAACUUCAGAUUCGUUAGCGCUGAAUCCAAGGUCUCAAGUUCGUCGCCCGUUGAGGCAAAGUGGACUUCUGCCUCUACUCCUCGAAACUACAGGUUCGUUUUUGCAGAGUGCUAUUUCUUCCCUGAUGAUUUGGUUUUGGGCUCUUCUGCGCUGGAUAUGGAAGACGUCCAAUGCGAACCGGGUUAUCCUGUCACUGUUAAUUUGCAGUGUUGUCUUCAACGGGUUCUACUCGUAUCGUGAUACAUUUGACUGGUGGCAUGAACGAAAUGCUAGCAAUUUUAUGGCGCGCUUGGGCGUUCGACCAAACAAUAUCCUCACGAAGGCAGUGUAUGUCAAGGAUAUUGAUAACGCGAUUGUCAAUGAUGGAGGUGUCCAAUCUAACACGAGUUCCUGUAUUUCAAGAGAACAACCUACAUACAGCGAACGAUGGCGGCCUUGUCCCUACGGACACACCCAGGAAAGCAAACAGCCCAGCAUAUCGUUUUCAGCGUACAAGGCAAAGACUGGGCUCGUACCGCCACGAUCUUCUUGUAGCGUUGAAGGUUGUCAAUAG
This is a messenger RNA of Uncinocarpus reesii 1704, 3801 nucleotides long. RefSeq names its product SipA3 protein. NCBI's taxonomy places the organism in Eukaryota, Fungi, Ascomycota, Eurotiomycetes, Onygenales, Onygenaceae. Bases 1 to 3801 code for a protein of 1266 amino acids. The transcript has 8 exons. Gene Ontology annotation, cellular component: endoplasmic reticulum; plasma membrane. The record is from RefSeq and is a predicted model, not a curated record.